Molecule: messenger RNA, 1488 nt
Organism: Dracunculus medinensis (Guinea worm)
Lineage: Eukaryota; Metazoa; Nematoda; Chromadorea; Rhabditida; Dracunculidae
Source: the annotation of a GenBank genome assembly
AUGCUAGCAGCUUACAUCGUUCUUCUUAUGGGUUUGCUCUGGAUGACUGAAGUGAUACCACUUGCCGUAACCGCGUUUCUUCCUGUCAUUUUCUUCCCGAUUUUCGGUAUUUUACCAGCAAAGCGAGUAUCAAUAUUUUACUUGACGUUUGCAUUCAUUAUAAAUUCAUUAAAGGAUAGUAAUUUCGUUUUUGUUGGAAGUAUCAUAAUGGCUGUUGCAGUUGAAGAGAGUCGCUUACAUGAGCGAAUCGCUUUAAGAGUUUUAACAUUUACCGGUUCCAAUCCAAGAAGAAGGCCAAGCAAGGCAUAUAUCCAUAUGUUAUUACUAGGCUUCCAACUAACAACAGCAUCGCUAUCAUUGUGGAUCAGCAACACGGCAGCAACGGCCAUGAUAGUACCAAUCGCUAUGGCUGUAUUCAAAGAACUAAGAAUACAUAAUGAGUUUAAGCUAAGAAAGAUUGAAAAUAUUCCAUUACAUUGGGAAUUGGUGAAAAAAGAAACAAUAUUUGAUUUCCAGAACAUUCCGAGGAGAGAAAAGAAUAUUUAUAAAACAUUUUUUAACAUAUUCCAUGCAAUUCUUUUAUCGAUUUGUUACUCGGCAACAAUUGGAGGUACUGGCACUCUUAUUGGUACAGGUCCAAAUAUUGUUCUCAAUGGAUUUUUAGAGAAGAUAUAUUCGAGUGAAACUCCGAUUACUUUCGCUACUUGGAUGUUAUUUACUAUACCACAAAUCAUUUGCAUUCAACUUUUCUGUUGGCUUUGGCUGCAAUAUAUUUUUAUACCAAUCAAAUUCGAUGAGAGGUUGGUACUUAUAUUGUUUAGUUGCCUCGUUUUUUUAUGGUUAUUUCGAGAACCAAAAGUUGUGCCAGGAUGGAGCUCCCUAUUUUCACAUCAUUGUAUAUCAGACGGUACUGUAGCAAUGUUGAUGGCUUUCUUGCUUUUUAUUGUGCCAUCAGAAAAUCCACUAAAGCCACCGAGAAAUGGACAACAAUAUAGUACACUGAUGACAUGGAAUAAAAUGAAGGAAAAAUUUUCUUGGAGUACCAUUGUUGAAAAAAGUGGACUAUCCGAUGUGCUUGGCUCUCAGCUUGGCUCAUUUACUUCACUUCCACGAUGGCUUUUUAUUUCUGCAAGCUCCACACUUAUAACAGUUAUCACUGAAUUCAGCAGCAACAUUGCAACAGCAUCGAUUUUCAUACCACUUGUCAACUCAAUCGCGAAACAAAAUCGAACAAAUCCACUUUUUUAUAUUUUGCCUACAACAAUGGCUUGUUCUUUCGCAUUUAUUUUGCCCGCUGCUACGCCACCGAAUGCCAUCGUUUUCAGUUCAAAAAUGGUGAAAGUUGUCGAUAUGGUGAAAGCAGGUAUUGUCAUGAAUGCAUUUGCAAUGGCAGUGGCUGUUAUUUGCACAUACACCUAUGCUUCGAUAUUAUUUGAUUUACAGUCAUAUCCUGACUGGGCCGAAUAUAAUCAUACAUCGAGUCAUUAA